Phragmites australis (common reed) is the source of this 1014-nucleotide messenger RNA. RefSeq names its product protein G1-like6. The transcript has 2 exons. The record is from RefSeq and is a predicted model, not a curated record. Bases 286 to 1014 code for a protein of 242 amino acids. Gene Ontology annotation, biological process: response to light stimulus; mRNA transcription. Gene Ontology annotation, molecular function: catalytic activity. Gene Ontology annotation, cellular component: nucleus. NCBI's taxonomy places the organism in Eukaryota, Viridiplantae, Streptophyta, Magnoliopsida, Poales, Poaceae.
CCCCUCACCCCGGCCUCUUCCAGCACUACCACAAUGUACUGUUCAUCCACCUCCCUCUCCAUCUCUUUCUAGCUGCCUGCUGGCUCCCAAGGAUGACUUGACCACCUGAGCAUCAGAGCAUGCAUAGCAUUCUUGGUCAUGGUGUUGUUGGAUGGAUGAUUGGAUCGUUGGAUCGGAAGAGUACGUACUAGCUAAGAACUGCCGAGAUUCUAGCACACGCAUGCAUCCAUAAGCUUACACGCUACAGAGAGUACUAGAUCCGACGCUGCACAUUCAGCUGCGUUGAUGGAUCACCGCCACCUUCACAUGAUCCCGGGCCAAGAACCCUCGUCGGCGGACGGCGCCUUCCCGGACAGCUUCUUCCUCGGCCCAGCCGCGGCCGUCAUCUUCUCCGGCGGCGCCGGGGCGUCGGGAGCUUGCUCGUCGUCGUCGGACGCCAGGGCCUUUGUGUCCUCGGCGGGUCGAGGCGGUCCUUCGCCUUCGAGCUCCUCGCUGUCGCUGAGCCGGUACGAGUCGCAGAAGCGCCGGGACUGGAACACGUUCGGGCAGUACCUGCGCAACCACCGGCCGCCCCUGUCGUUGUCCCGGUGCAGCGGCGCACACGUGCUAGAGUUCCUCAAGUAUAUGGAUCAGUUCGGCAAGACCAAGGUGCACACGCCGGUGUGCCCCUUCUACGGCCACCCCAACCCGCCGGCGCCGUGUCCAUGCCCGCUGCGCCAGGCGUGGGGCUCCCUCGACGCUCUCAUCGGCCGCCUCCGCGCCGCCUACGAGGAGAAUGGCGGCACGCCCGAGAUGAACCCCUUCGGCGCGCGCGCCGUCCGGCUCUACCUGCGCGAGGUGCGCGAGACACAGGCGCGGGCCCGGGGGAUCAGCUACGAGAAGAAGAGGCGCAGGAAGCCGUCGUCGGUGUCUGCCGCGGCGGCGGGGCUGUCGUCCGAGGGGAGCCCUCCUCCCGGACCGUCCGGUGGCGGAGGGCCCGACACGUCGGCGGCGCCGCAGUUCAUCAUGCCGUGA